Messenger RNA from Alternaria burnsii, 1125 nucleotides. RefSeq lists its product as uncharacterized. Gene Ontology annotation, cellular component: mitochondrion. Lineage: Eukaryota; Fungi; Ascomycota; Dothideomycetes; Pleosporales; Pleosporaceae. The transcript is spliced from 3 exons. The record is from RefSeq and is a predicted model, not a curated record. Bases 1 to 1125 code for a protein of 374 amino acids.
AUGUCUUCACAACUACCGCUUCGGAGUACACGAAUACCAGCGCUGCAACGGCAAUGCCUCUUUCAACGCCACCGAAUCCUCCUCCGCUCCGCCCAACCCGCCAUAACCCAUCCAUCCUCCCGCCGUACUUUCUCCAGCACUCCCUCACGCCCGAAAAAGCGUAGCCAAUUCGGCCAGGACAAGGCGCAAACAAGAGCUGCUGCCGAGACUCAAGUUGCGCCUUCCCCGAAAGUCAACUUUGAUCGUGCGCAACGGGAUGCAGAUGCCAUGGCGGAGGAUAUUGGUAUCUUGCAGAACACAAUUGUGAGAGCAUCCUUUAAGGACGUGUGGGAAGAGACAGACCAUAUUAAAGAUGUCAUGGGAUAUUACUGGAACUUGAUCAAGCACAAGGGAAUUGCUCUUUAUUCACGAUACUAUUACCGCGCGUGCAUUCAAAAAUCCGGCUGGACAAAAUACCUACCCGUUGAUCCAUUCAACAACACACAAUACAAAGUCCUAGCGCAGAGACACUACAAGCAAAUCCAGCAAUGCUUUGCCAAAGGCAACAUAGGCCCCCUCGAGCAAAUAUGCCUACCUCCCCUCGUCAAGAAGCUCAAACAGCGUGUCGCCGCCCGCGGAGGCAAACUCAACAUGUCCUGGCACCUCCACAAAGUCAAAUCCACACGCGUAGUCUCACACCGCGCCGCACCUCUGGGCGAAGAACAACCAGACUCAGCUUACAGACAAGUCGUUGUACGAAUCGAAUCCGUUCAGUCGCUCAAACGAUCCGAUUCUUCUUCGUCUAAAUUUGCAAAGUCAUCCUCUUCGCCACGCGCUGUCACUCCUCCUCUCCCCUGGGUCCCGGAUGCCGUACGCCAACGAGCUGAAAAGGCCCGCCAACGGAUCCAGAAGCUAGAAGACGAGGGCGAGAAUGUGAACCAGGUUGUCAAGAGCGGCGACAAGUAUGCGGACAAUGGAGUGCCCAAGACAGUGGUGGAGUAUCUCGUAUUGCAGAAGAGGGUUGUCAGAGGGGUAGAGGAGGAUUGGAAGGUUUGGGGCUUUGCCAAGGAGUCGACGCCGAGUGUGGUUGCGAGCGACGAGAAGUAUUGGGCUAGGAUGUUGGAUACACAGCUUGGCCCUGCUUAA